ACAGAUGUUUUACCCAUAUAAACAACUAGUCCUGUUGUAUUAAGGACAUAGAAUUACCAAAAAUUUCUAGUUUCCAUGUGUAUUGUAGAGGUAUAACAAUGUUUAUGUUUCAACAUUUUUUUUUGUUUGGCUUUGUAGAACAUGGCACAACUUGAACCAGGUCCCAUUUGCAAUUCUGUUCUUAACCGACAACAGCUUCAUAGAUCUACUCGAGUUUGGGAAGGAUCUCGUCGAAUAAAUAAAUCCUUAAAGUGUUGCAGAUAUGAUAGUUCAUUUUGGAGCGCAAAAAACGAAUUUGAUGAUAGGGUUAUGACAUACAUUCAACUGGCAGGUUUUGAUGGGUUGUCGAGAUUGGAAAGGAUACAUUUGGAUUGGUCUUUGAUCACUGCAAUGGUGGAGAGAUGGCGCCCAGAAACUCAUUGUUUCCAACUUCCAUUUGGGGAAGUCACCAUCACAUUGCAAGAUGUGGAGAUUCUUUUAGGACUGCGCAUUGAUGGCAUGCCAGUGACAACUGUCCAAAUGAGAACAAAAGAUGAAUGGUCUGACAUAUGUCAUGACCUCCUCGGCAUUAGGCCUAACAGUAACUCAAUUUCCGGGAGCUCUCGUUUGGUAAUGACAUGUCUAAAGAACCCGACACCACUAACAGAGCAUUCAACUGAUGAAGACGUGCAACGCAUGGCCCGACUACAUAUCAUGCAAUUACUAGGUGGAACGUUAUUUCCUGACAAGUCAAACAACAUGGUGAGACUAUGUUUCUUAGACCACAUCAGAGAUUUGCGUAGUGCCAACAACUACAGUUGGGGAAGUGCUGUUCUUGCUUUUUUGUAUCGAAGCAUGUGCAGGGCAGCCAUGGGUAAUGCUAAUCAAAUUAGCGGUGCACUCAUUCUUCUUCAAUUGUGGGUUUGGGAGCGUAUCACCUUAUUCUCUCCGAACAUACACUCCCUCCCUCAGGACCUAAUAGAUCGACCUAGAGCUGCCAGGUGGUGUACUUCUAAAGAAUUUGGCGAUGUAGCCAGUCAUGUAUUAAAAGUUUACAGGGAUCAACUUGACAAUAUGAAAGAGGACAGUCAUGUAUGUACCAAGAUACUUAUAUUCUAAUACACACAGUACUGAAACAUGCAAACCACUUAAUGUAUUAAUAAUUCAAUUGCAUUUUUGAGUGCAGUUUAAAUGGAGACCAUAUGAAAACGAGUUGGAUGAGUUACCAGAUUAUUGCAAAGCAGGGAAGCACGUCUGGAUGACGAAGUCUCCUCUGAUCAUGUAUGAGAUUGUAGAGUGGCACUUACCAGACAGAGUUCUCCGCCAGUUUGGGAAGUUCAAGCAGCCGCCCCCGGCCAACUUUGACACCGGAGUAGACUUGCACAAGAUUGAUGGGAGAGGGAAAAGGGGCACAGACUGGAGCACUAGGCACAUGAAAUACUUGUUUGAAUGGGAAAGCCGCGAAGAAAAUGUCGUGAAUGCGGUGGCUGAUGAUGAUAAUGACCAAACGUGGUUAGAAGAAUACGAGAGAUGGUAUAGCUUGAUUGCACGUCGUGUCAUUACCAACCCAGUCCACCGUCCUGAAAGAGGAUUCAUGCCUUUAGCGUCAAAGCUAGAACACUUGGUGAGGGUUACGCAUAAGAUAAGUGGGAUGGCCAGAGAGGGUUUGGAGAAAGCUGGAAAUGCAGGUGAAGGCUAUGCUGCCAUUAAGGAAGCGUGUGUUAAAGCUUUGACCCUCAUAGGGGAAGAUAGGAGAGUUGAAAUUCAACCCAAUGAUGACAUCCGGCCACAGGAUGAUGAUGAUAAUGGUGGUGGUGCUCCGCCAAGGCGUGAUGCUCGCCGUGAGCGGCGCAGAGAGCCGGGCAACGACCCCCGGCCUAGAAGAGGUGGGAGGAGGAAGAAGGUUAGAGUGGAUGAAGGUGGUGGUGCACCUCAGAAUUGA
Messenger RNA from Ipomoea nil (Japanese morning glory), 1921 nucleotides. Its product is annotated as serine/threonine-protein phosphatase 7 long form homolog. The coding region runs from base 1238 to 1921 and encodes 227 amino acids. Lineage: Eukaryota; Viridiplantae; Streptophyta; Magnoliopsida; Solanales; Convolvulaceae. The transcript is spliced from 3 exons. The record is from RefSeq and is a predicted model, not a curated record.